Amoebophrya sp. A120 is the source of this 1094-nucleotide messenger RNA. Lineage: Eukaryota; Dinophyceae; Syndiniales; Amoebophryaceae. The record is from the annotation of a GenBank genome assembly.
UGUACAAGACGCAGAGAAGGAGCUACUACACGACCCCGCGACCCCCCUCCACUGUAUCAAUUGUUCACCCUCUUCUUAACAAAGCCAAGUUACAUCACGGGUGCAAAAAAAAACGUUCCAUGUUGUACAACUGUAUCAUGCACGUGAAAUAAGAAAUGAUUGAUCCUACUCGUGACGCAGGAGCGCCGGGGUGAUUGUUUCAAGAAAUAAAGCAAUUCAGAAAAUCGCAACAAUCCACAGGUACACAACAAACUAGACGACAACUUCGAGAUUUUCCGCCCUCAGCCCUCAUCUGUUCUCGCUUGAUUAACGACCAUAGCGGGUUCGGCUUUCUUUUCCCUCAUGACGAAAGAACUGCAGCCACCAUCCGAGACAACACCUGCGGAGCGGCACGAGAUUUUUUGUAAAAUGAAGGUCUGGUCGUGGUCCAGGAGUUGCACCACUGUAUAACAUCCAUACAACCUGUAUAACUGUACUUGACGGAGAUAACGUCGUAGUUAAGUACACAAGAACCAGCAACCGCGUUCAUCGACUUGCAGCCUGCACCACUAUUUGUCCUCGACGACGUAAAUUCCAGUCGCUUUUCAAAGAAAAAGUUGGACGAUACUAAGGUUGCCGACGAGCUGUUUCGGGAACUUCUAAAAGGCCGAACGAAGUAACGGAAUAAUGAACAACAGUAAAGAAGAUGAUGACGAGCAGCCGGCGCCGGCGGUUUCUUAGUUCCGUCGCGCUCCAGCAAGACUCUGGGCAACUUUCCCGCUCCAGGAAAAAAAAAAAUGUAGGCGGGGCAAGAAGUCGAAAAUCAUAGUUGUUUGGAACAAGGAGAAAAACAGCAACAAAGGACCUGUGGUUAAUGUUGACAUAAAAGUUGAAGUUGUUUUGGUCUGUUUUGCUUGUAACCCAAGUUUAUUGUCGCUUUGAUGUUGCUCUUGUAGUCGCGCUUGAUGCGUGGUGCGAGGACACUAAAAUUUUCAUCUUCUCGCAACAACAUGCUGAAAACUGUACUGAAAAUUUUCACACCUGAAAAAUGAGAGUAAAAAAAUCAAAGCAAAGAGUCUUUGUUGAUCGAUAAGGACGGAGCCAGGAGCCGGGUG